This is a messenger RNA of Ilex paraguariensis (yerba mate), 165 nucleotides long. The record is from the annotation of a GenBank genome assembly. NCBI's taxonomy places the organism in Eukaryota, Viridiplantae, Streptophyta, Magnoliopsida, Aquifoliales, Aquifoliaceae.
UUCCCUGAUUUUAGCCUUGACGACAAGGAUCGUCUUCAUAGGGAUGGGAAUGAUGCGAAUGUUGGUAGAGAACUGAAGAAUGCCUAUAAUCGUGUGAGGAGAAUGAAGAUGCGUGAGGAGAAGAGGUGUGGGUCCAUUAAAGAAUCCGCAGCUCACACGAGAUAA